This is a messenger RNA of Histoplasma mississippiense, 1113 nucleotides long. RefSeq names its product mitochondrial 54S ribosomal protein YmL3. Gene Ontology annotation, molecular function: ribonuclease III activity; double-stranded RNA binding. The coding region runs from base 1 to 1113 and encodes 370 amino acids. NCBI's taxonomy places the organism in Eukaryota, Fungi, Ascomycota, Eurotiomycetes, Onygenales, Ajellomycetaceae. Gene Ontology annotation, biological process: regulation of gene expression; rRNA processing; primary miRNA processing. Gene Ontology annotation, cellular component: nucleus. The record is from RefSeq and is a predicted model, not a curated record. The transcript has a single exon.
AUGGUCUCAGCUCCGCAUCAGUUUUAUUUCACAGCUAUUCGACAGCAAUCUUCUGCGUCCUCAAGUGUGCUCGCGGAGGAAAAUGAACUUUGCGAUGAUGAGCACUCCUCAGGUUUUCACGUAAACCGAACGCCAACCCCUCCCUCACCUCCCGUUGAAGCUGCAUUGAAUUCCCCUAAACUCUCUGCCAUACAUUCUCGACUCUCCCUUCCGCAACGAUUACCACUUCAGACGCUGGCUCGAACCCUGGUUGAUGAGUCUGCCGACCCUUCUCCGCAGUUCAACAAUAAAUCCCUUUCAAUUCUAGGUAGUGAUCUCUUAACAUACUACACUGCUGAACAUCUGAUAAGCACCUAUCCGCGGCUUCCAGUUAAGGUCCUUUGGGCAGCGAUGUAUUCCUAUAUUGGAGCGAAGCCGUUGGCUGCGAUGACUAGGGAAUGGGGUCUGGAAUAUGCUGCUGAGCCCGGACCAGAAGUAGACCCAGGUCUCCUACAAUUUAAACGGCUACCUCCAGACACUGGAUUCGAAACCAAGUCAAAUGGCACAUUCCUUAGACGUGAUGAAAAUAUGGCAAAACGCAGUACAAGUGCAAGGAUAAUAUAUGGUGGCGCCUUUGGUGAAUCAACACUUCCCUAUCCCGUCCACCAUGAGGGUGUCACUCCCAACCGAGCUUGUGCAAAUUUCAUACGUGCCGUCGUGGGCGCUGUAUAUCUACACGCUGGUCGACCAGCAGCGAAACAAUUUUUUAAAGAACACUUCAUGAGCCGCCAUCUCGACAUGGCCUCGUUGUUUAGCUUCCGGCAACCGACGCGAGAUCUCAGCAAACUCUGCCGUCGUGAAGGCUUUGAAGACCCCGUCGCAAAAAUUCUGAGCGAAACUGGUCGCCAUAGCAAUCGUCCUGUGUUUAACGUAGGUAUUUUCUCCGGGCCAGACAAGCUGGGCGAAGGGGCCGGUGGAAGCUUAAGCGAAGCGCGCUUUAGGGCUGCGGCUGCUGCGCUUAAGGGCUGGUAUCUAUACAGCCCGCUUGGGGUUAGGGUUCCGAGCUCGAUGGAAGAAGAAGGUGCUGAGCCAUGGAAACCUGUAUAUGUUGAUCCCGGCGAAGUUAUAGUAUGA